Onychomys torridus (southern grasshopper mouse) is the source of this 1212-nucleotide messenger RNA. RefSeq names its product T-box transcription factor TBX10-like. NCBI's taxonomy places the organism in Eukaryota, Metazoa, Chordata, Mammalia, Rodentia, Cricetidae. Gene Ontology annotation, biological process: positive regulation of DNA-templated transcription; regulation of transcription by RNA polymerase II; cell fate specification. The record is from RefSeq and is a predicted model, not a curated record. Bases 4 to 1212 code for a protein of 402 amino acids. Gene Ontology annotation, molecular function: RNA polymerase II cis-regulatory region sequence-specific DNA binding; DNA-binding transcription factor activity, RNA polymerase II-specific. The transcript has 7 exons. Gene Ontology annotation, cellular component: nucleus.
UGAAUGGACAGUGAGUCAGGCCAGCAAGGUCAGGGCUCACAGAUUCACCCUCUUUCCACAGUCUUCCUGUCUGCUGGCUUAGGGGUACUUGCUCCCCCAGAGACCUACACCCCUCCUGUGACCAGUGCCAGCUGGGAGCCCCGGCUGGGGAUGUCAUUUCCAUCAGGUUCUUGCACCAUACCCACAGAAGCCCAAGCCAUGGUGGAGCCCACUGGGCAGGGCCCCAAGAACCCACGUGUGUCCAGUGUGAUGGUACAGUUGGAGAUGAAGCCACUGUGGGAAGAAUUCAACCAGCUGGGCACGGAAAUGAUUGUCACCAAAGCGGGCAGGAGGAUGUUCCCCACCUUCCAAGUGAAGAUCUUGGGCAUGGACACAUUGGCUGACUACGCUCUGCUCAUGGACUUCAUCCCGCUGGAUGACAAGAGAUACAGGUAUGCCUUCCACAGCUCUGCCUGGCUGGUGGCUGGCAAGGCCGACCCCGCCACACCUGGCAGAGUGCACUUCCAUCCAGACUCGCCAGCCAAGGGCGCCCAGUGGAUGCGUCAGAUCGUGUCCUUCGACAAACUCAAGCUGACCAACAACCUGAUGGAUGACAACGGCCAUAUCAUUCUCAACUCCAUGCACCGUUACCAGCCCCGUUUCCAUGUGGUCUUUGUGGACCCACGCAAGGACAGCGCCCGCUAUGCCCAGGAAAACUUCAAGUCCUUUGUUUUCACGGAGACCCAGUUCACAGCUGUGACAGCCUAUCAGAACCACCGGAUCACACAGCUGAAAAUUGCCAGCAACCCCUUUGCCAAAGGCUUCAGAGAGAGUGAUGCGGACCCAUGGCCUGUGUCCCCAAGGCCACUGCUUAGCAUCUCGGCCCGCACGCGUAGCAAUCUCGGUCCUUGCCUGCUUACGGGUUCUGCAGAACGAGAGAAAGAAGUCAGUAAAGUUUCAGCUUCCAACUCCAGGACCCCUACCCAGCCGCACCAUCAGCUGCUGCCUGCCCCAGAGGCCCUGCUGGCCCCUGCCACCUACAGGCCCCUCCCUUACCAAGACCUGUACCCUGGAGCCCCUGGCCACGUUGGAAUUCCAAGGGCUCGGCUGGCACCGUACCCUCUCCCCAACAUCGGCACUGAUGGAGAUCAGGAAGACCCAACCCUCCCAGCCAGACUGGGGCUCCUGCCCUCCUCUGCCUUGUGCUUGGGGCCUAGCCAGGACUCCCAGUGA